UUUUUUUCUUUUUAAUUUUUUUUACCUGGAUUACUGAGAUGCAUCAGGACGUUUUAAAUUUUACAUCAAAGCCUCUUUAGAUUUUAGACAAUUGAGUUCAAUAAACUGAGAUGCUUUUAAAGCAAAACUUUCCAUCGUUUUAUAUAAUUAUAGCUCUGUUUGCUUCACAUGUAACUUAUUGAAAAAAAAAAAGACUUUCUCUUGCUGCCUGUUUGUCUCCUUCUCCUUCACUCACCGGUUCUCAGACAUGAUGUUUGCUGCCAGCAACAGCUGCUCAUUAAACCUGCAUCCUUCAGCUUUGAACCACUUACUUUAAUCUAAACAUUCGAAUUAUUACAGUUUUUAUUCGAGCCCAGCAAAAACAGUUGUCACUUUAUCGCUAUAUUUCUUAGUGAGGAAUGAAAGUAUUUAUCAUGGGGUUUGGGUUAUUUAACCCUGUAUGGAUGUGAAGUUUAUCAGUGUUUACAUGAAGAGUCUGGAGGUCGUGCUCCAGCCAUCUGUCCACCAGCUGCUUGUUAUGUUUCUGGCAUAAAUAUUUCACCGGAUCACUACACGGAUGUCAAAUAAAAUCACAAUUUAUUCAAUUUUAAUCCAAUUACUAAACUUUCCUGACUGCUCUACGGUUCUUUGUCUGCAUUCGUUUUAUUGAAUUUAAAUAGAAAUCAGUAAAAUAGAUAAUAGAGCCUCUUAAGCUUGAUUCAUCAAGACUCUUUGAUUAGUAUGUUUUCACUCAGAAUAAACAUGUUGGAUUUCCCUCUAACACAAAGUAAAUGAUGAAAAGUUUUGCUAAAAGACAUGAUUGUGCAACAGUUUUAAAGCGUAAUAUGUUUUAAACCACUCUCAGCUACUACCACACCAAAUUUAAGCUCAAUAUGUGGAAAACUGAGUGUGUGUUUGGUCUUUUUUGUUAGUGUGAUCGUCUUGCCUUGGUCAGCUGGUUAAAAGAGUUGCAUCCAGUAGAGUUUCUUUAAUGUCCUGUUGUUGAAAAUGUGUUUUUCUAACAUGACAAAUCGCCCAAAACGAAGUAUGUUUCACUCAAAUUAGUAACAGCAACAUUAAACACUAAUAAACAAAGAAAAUUUGUCAUUUUUGGCAACGGUUGGAGAAGAAACACGUCACCUAAAACCUGCGGCCAACAUGUUCUCACUUAGCCACGAGGGGGCGCUGCUGUUCAAAUACACCUGAUGCGAGAGAGAGAGAGAGAGAGAGAGAGAGAGAGAGAGAGAGAGAGAGAGAGAGAGAGACGUAAAAGUCAAAUUGGUAUCAUUAAAUCUCUCCGAGCGGUCUUCAGGAUCCAUCCUAAUUGGAUAUCUGCCAGUUUUGACAAGUUUAGUUCAGAUGAAACGACUUUAGGCAGCGGAGGAGGUCAUUAGGUGGAGCUCACUGAUAGGUUUCCUGAAGUGAAGUGGCUUCAACACUAAAGUGUCUUCUAAGUGUUUAAAUGUGUGUUUUUGAAGAGAGGAAAAUGGAUUGUUUCUCCUUGAAAAGAUAUUGGAGAUAUAUUUCUGCUGUAAUUUUUAUUUAUAUUCUCCUCCACGUGUUUCCACCCCGAUCUAAAGUUGUGUGGUUGUCUGUGUGAUUAAAAUAAAAAGCCAGGGCGCGCUCCGUGGUUAUUACGCACCAUGUUCCAAAAGUUUCCCCAAGACGUACAAAGAAAAAGAAUACAAAUUAUUGAUUGUCCAUCAUGGCUGUGAUACUGUUUAGGUUUGAUUCACUGUUAAAAUAAAAAUAAAAUWAAAAAAUUAAAAAGGACGUCCACGUUAUUGGAUGAAGGAAUCUCUCCACCCUCCUCCGGUCGGAUCAGAUCAGCCACGAACAUCGUGACGUGUUUCUGUGCACGGAGCACAUUAGGAGGGACGGGUAGGGUCUCUGACGCGCGACUCGGGUCCGUUGACGGCAUCUGGCCCCCUUUUAAGCGUCAGGGAGUCAAAACGGGAGACCCCCCAACGCUGGUCCACGCGCCUCAGAGAGACUGGGACAAAUGUUAUGCGCCCUUUUUUUUAUAUCUGAGAGCGCCACAUGACUGUAGGAAUACCCCAGGUCUUCAUGCCUUCCAGCUCCUAGCAGAAGACCGCUGCGACAAUGGCCAUCCACGUGGAGGGGCUCGUGGCCAUCGCCUUCUUCUACCUGCUGAUCCUGUUCGUGGGCAUCUGGGCGGCGUGGAAGAACAAGCACUCCGGGGAGGCGGAGGGCACCGACCGCAGUGAGACCAUCAUGGUGGGGGGCAGGGACAUCGGGCUGUUUGUUGGAGGAUUCACCAUGACAGCGACCUGGGUUGGAGGGGGCUACAUCAACGGCACAGCUGAGUACGUCUAUCUUCCGGGUUAUGGUUUGGCGUGGGCUCAAGCCCCCUUUGGAUAUGCUCUCAGCCUGGUUGUUGGUGGUCUUUUUUUCGCCAAACCCAUGCGCUCCAGGGGUUACGUCACCAUGUUGGACCCCUUCCAGCAGCUGUAUGGGAAACGUAUGGGGGGGCUUCUCUUCAUACCUGCACUCAUGGGGGAGAUUUUCUGGUCUGCUGCCAUCUUGUCGGCCCUCGGGGCCACUCUAAGCGUCAUUGUGGACAUCAACAUUAAGAUGUCGGUGGUUAUCUCUGCACUCAUUGCCAUCUUUUACACCCUGGUUGGAGGACUGUACUCUGUGGCCUACACUGAUGUGGUGCAGCUCUUUUGUAUCUUUGUUGGCCUGUGGAUCAGCGUCCCCUUUGCUCUGACCAACGCUGCGGUGUCAGACAUCACUGUUACUGCAGUAAAGCAGGUUUACCAGUCACCGUGGAGAGGCAGCYUCAAGAAGGAAGACACCUGGGUUUGGAUCGACAACUUCUGUCUCCUGAUGCUGGGAGGAAUUCCCUGGCAAGUUUAUUUCCAAAGGGUGCUCUCAGCCUCCUCGGCCACCUACGCACAGGUCCUCUCCUUCCUGGCUGCGUUCGGGUGCCUCGUCAUGGCCGUGCCGUCCGUUCUCAUCGGGGCCAUCGGGGCCUCCACAGACUGGAACCAGACCAGUUAUGGCUCCACUUCUCCUAAAGAGAACGAUGAAGCAGACAUGAUUCUCCCCAUCGUGCUCCAGCAUCUUUGUCCCCCGUUUGUUUCGUUUUUUGGUUUGGGGGCAGUCUCUGCAGCUGUCAUGUCAUCUGCAGACUCCUCCAUCCUCUCAGCCAGCUCCAUGUUCGCGAGAAACAUCUACCAGCUGGCCUUCAGACAGUCAGCCUCUGACCGUGAAAUUGUGUGGGUGAUGCGAAUCACCAUCUUUGUGUUUGGCGGCCUCGCCACCCUGAUGGCUCUGGUGACCGGCACCGUCUACGGCCUCUGGUACCUGAGCUCCGAUCUGGUUUACGUCAUCAUCUUCCCCCAGCUGCUCAGRGUGCUCUUCGUCAAAGGCACCAACACGUACGGCUCCGUGGCCGCGUACCUGUUCGGCCUGCUUCUGCGCAUAGGUGGCGGUGAACCGUACCUGCAGCUGCCCCCUUUCAUUUAUUACCCCGGCUGGACGACGGAGCUGAAGAAAGACCACUUCACGGGGAAUAUGGAYGAAAUCGUUAUACAGAAGUUCCCCUUUAAGACCGUCUCCAUGUUGGCCUCGUUCGUCGGGAACUUUGCCUUCUCCUACCUGGCCAAGUACUUGUUUGAGAGCGGGAAGAUCUCUCACAAGUACGACUUUCUGGACGCGGUGGUGUCCCGGCACAGCGGGGAGAUAAUGGAUAAAACGACUCUGGUGGCUCGGGGCAACAACAUCGGGCUGUCGGAGAUGGUGUCCGUCAAACCGCGGCUGAGCGUGACCUUGGCGGCCGCCUUCGCCCGCCGCGACACGCUGCCCGCGGAAACGGUGGAGGAAGAGGAGGAGGAGUCCAGUCCUGACUCCUCCCACCACGAGGAGGAAUGACGACGUUCGGAUUUCAUUUAGAGAACGAGGGACAGCCAUGAGCGCCCGGCUGAACUGGACGGGAGCCGAAGGACUAUAACAGGGGUGGGCAAUCCUGGUCCUCGAGGGCCGCAGCCCUACAGGUUUUAUGAUUUUCCCU
Molecule: messenger RNA, 4015 nt
Organism: Austrofundulus limnaeus
Lineage: Eukaryota; Metazoa; Chordata; Actinopteri; Cyprinodontiformes; Rivulidae
Product: high-affinity choline transporter 1
Exons: 9
Coding region: 2083-3876 (597 amino acids)
Biological process (GO): choline transport; acetylcholine biosynthetic process; transmembrane transport
Cellular component (GO): synapse; plasma membrane; dendrite
Molecular function (GO): choline:sodium symporter activity
Source: RefSeq, a predicted model, not a curated record